AAUAAGACAGAUAAUUGUAGAGCAAAUUGACAAGUACAGGGGGCCUCUACAGUGAUUAUUAUCGGCAAUAUUUAUUUACUUCUAAUCGAAUUAGGUACUGUUUGAUCGUGGAUUGAGAAAUACCAUUUUUGAGACACAGAUACACCUGUUUAAAUUAGUCAAGUGCUUAUUAUAAAUAUUGCGUCAUACGUAUCCUUCAUAUUUUUUGUGUGGAAAAAAAAUAAGUGUGAUUACAUAGUAUUGAAUUAUCUAACGAUCUCAACAAUUGCGUGCUGCGAAAAUGAUACCAGAUAACGUGACACUGAUUGUGAAGGCUCCUAACCAGCAAAUUGAGGAUCAAAACAUCGAAUGUGAGACAUCCUGGACUGUGAGGCAGCUAAAAGGUCAUUUAUCGGAAGUUUAUCCAAGUAAACCGAAAACAGAUGAACAGAAAAUAAUCUACUCUGGCCAGUUGUUAGACGACAAUUCAGUGCUGAAAGACGUGCUCAGGAGCUAUGACUGUCCGAUCCCACACACUAUGCAUCUAGUCUGUACGCCCAAGAACAAAAUGGACAUACCAGAACCUAAAACAGACGGUCUGCGGAAUAGAAACGUGCCAGAACAAACUAGACCAGCGGAAGCUGCUCGACCGGAGAUGCGACAAAAUGACCAGAACCACACGGUCGAAAUGCAAAAUUAUUUGAGUUCGUUCGUUAAUAAUUACGGCAGGGUCCCCCCGUACCCGAAUUAUAAUUUCAAUGAACGAUACUUGCCAAUGCAGCAGGCGUACUUGCAGUAUAUGCAGCAGUAUGCUAAUUUAUGGCAAGCGCACGCGCCCCCCCCACAACCAGCCGCACCUCCACAACCGCCACAACCGGUCGCACGUGUGGAGGAGGAGGGCCGUGAUUGGCUGGACCAUUUGUAUGCGGCAUCACGAAUGGCUGUGCUCGUGUCGUUGUUGUAUUUGUAUGGGAGCCCGGCGAGGCUGUUGUUAGUGGUUAUCGUGGUGGCAGCGGGCUAUUUGCACCAAAUCGGUUUCUUCCGUGAGCUCCUGGUGAAUCCGAACGCACCACAAAACGAUAGAAACCGUGCGCAGAACAGAGCACAACCGAACCAACCCCAACCCCAAGAAACCCCGCAAACAACACCGCCAACCCCGCAAGAGAACCCUCAACAACCCCCAGAAGACGAACAGUCACUACUAGCUGUCACUUGGACGAUAUUCACGACGUUCUUCGCGUCUCUCAUACCAGAGGCUAAUUGAGAAAUAAAGAAAAUUAUGUGUCAUUUAUGGUUAUUGUGACGUCAUAGUACUACUUUUUUUUUAUAAAUCGAAAUCGUAUCGUUCCAUAUUCUAACUUUACAAGGUGCCUUGUAUAGUCGGUUUAUAGAAGGUAAAAAGACCAAUUAUAAGCGUUGUGAUUCUGUCAUACAAAUUUGAAUCUUAUUGAGAAAGAUUCAUGUAUUAAUCUCGUAUGGCAACGAAAAUAAUGUUCCAUUUUUAAAAUACACCAUAGAUAAUGGAAAUAAAUUGUAUUUCCCAAAACUGAAAAGUUUGCUAUGAUGUUACAGUAGCAUAGAAAUGUUUUAAAUUAUUUGCCUAGCACCAGUGAUAUUAUAGAAGCUAUAUAUGGUUAUAUCUCCAUUGUUAAUUUGGUUUGGGAUUUUUCAAUGUUGGUUUUUGUUACACUAAAUUAAUAUACGGAAAUUAUUAACUUUGUGAAUGUUAAUAUCGUUUUAAUGUGUCGCUUUUAACGAUUUUUGGAUAAAUUUUAAUGUAAAUCUUAAACCAAAUAUUAAUUGUAAAUAAUAUUUUAGUUUUAGUAUAUAGAGUUAAACGAUGUGUUUCCAAAAACGUCGGAAAUGUAUAUUUUAGUAUAAUUAUGGAAUACUAGGAAACCGGGCGAAUCCGUUUCGCCACCAGAGACACCGUUUCUUUGCUAUAAACCUCACGGAGCCCGAGACCUUUCCAACGAAUGCAAAACCGUGGAAAUCGGUUCGUGCGUUCUGGAGUUAUAGCGUCAGGAAGGAAAACCCGACUUAUUUUUUUAAAGUAGAUAUUUAAUUAAGGGGCUUAUUCGUAUCACUGUCACCUACAUAGGUGAAAAAUAAAACAUGGAAUUUAAAAAAAACGUUUACACAUUGUUGAUUGGAAAUCGAAAACUUAUUUUAAAUUAUAGUUAACAUAAACGUUAUUUUAAACAUAUAAAUAGAUAUUUAUGUGAUUACUGUAAUGUAUACAGGGUGUUAUCGUUAAGUGUGCACAGGU
This is a messenger RNA of Colias croceus (clouded yellow), 2248 nucleotides long. It is a transcript of the gene Herp, whose product is annotated as homocysteine-responsive endoplasmic reticulum-resident ubiquitin-like domain member 2 protein. Gene Ontology annotation, biological process: endoplasmic reticulum unfolded protein response. The record is from RefSeq and is a predicted model, not a curated record. The coding region runs from base 281 to 1243 and encodes 320 amino acids. Gene Ontology annotation, molecular function: protein binding. NCBI's taxonomy places the organism in Eukaryota, Metazoa, Arthropoda, Insecta, Lepidoptera, Pieridae. The transcript has 4 exons.